UAUUGUUGGCUAAAUAUGUUUUAUAUAAAAUGAAAGAAACCCUUUUAUAAAAGCUGCUAAACUGUUUGGCCGUCACUCUCUUCUCAAAUCUCAAUCUCACACUCACAGGCACCUUCUCCCCUAAAUUUCUCUCUUCUCUGAUUCUUCGUUGCUCUCCGCAGUCAGUCGGCACUUGGCUCCACCAGGAAUGGAUCAUUAGCAAGUAUUUGGUAUUUGCUUCUCCAAGCUUCAACAGUAGAAAUAGACAUGGCUGAAGAGAAAGAAGGAACCAACCUACUGGGUUCUCCAACUUUCAAAGUUCUCGAUAAUGGCCGCUUCAAGUGUGUUGAGACAGGUCAUGAAGUUUUGGACAAAGACAAGGACUCCUACUCCAACAGCAAACGGUGUCGUUUAGGGCUCAUCGACUAUGCUGUCUCCCACAAGAAGCCUCCUCUUAACGUUUUCAAGCAAGACCCUCUUUCACGUUCGAAGCUGGUAUGCAAUAUAACUGGAGAUACAGUUAAUAAGUCCGAGGAACAUAUCUGGAAACAUAUAAAUGGGAAACGUUUCCUGAAUAAACUAGAGGAAAUGGAAACACAAAAGCUAAAUCCCAAUGGCAUGGUUGAGGAAGUUUCACCAGAAGGAUCUAAUCAUGCCAAAAAUGUUGAGAAAAAAAAGAACAAGAAGAAGAAGAAGAAGAAGAAAAAGAGGAAGGACAAGCCUGUUGAGGAGAUUAUAUCUGCAAUUAGAGAGCCUUCUGAUGUAGAAAGUGAUUUAGAAGAGGCUGAAUUUUGGAUGCCUCCUUUGGGAGAACGUUGGGACUUUGAUGAUGGCGGAGACAGGUGGGGUUCAGAUUCAGAGUCUGAGCAUGAAAGUGAUGUAGUUGAUGAGAAUGCUGAUGCAGUUGACGACGACGAUGAUGAUAAUUGUAAGGAGUUAGAAGAACUUUCUACGGGAAAUGUAGUUGAAGAUGAAGACGAUGAUAAUAAAGAGUCGGAAGAACUUUUGACAAGAACCAAAAGAAUGUCCAUAGAAAUUGGACCAAGCAACUUUGCCUCAAAAAAGAAGAAAAUUAAGAACACUGAGUGUUGAUAUGCUGUAUUUUCUUAGCUUUAAUUAUUUAAUUUCUGGUUUAAAAUUACUUUUCAAAUGCGACUCGUAACAGUGACUGACAAAUCUAGAAGACUAACUCGAACAAAUUAGCAAGUGUAUAACAAAGAAAUGACGAAGCACCAGGUACCGCGAUUCAAAAGAGACUAGAUGGGAGUUGGCUACAAUGAAAAUUAAAUCACACACCACAAAUUUCAUCAAGAGAAUUUGACAAACUUAUUUAAUUUGGAUGAAAUGUAUUGCAGCAUUUACCUCAACAAAUCUGUUGAAUUAUUGAUUAUGAGAGACUCUUAUUUCCGUAUUAGCCAAAACAAUGUCGAAUGCAUGAGAAGAAAAAUGGCCACUGGGUGAGAUUGGGAUCGUGAUUGUAUUAUUUGUUGUCGUAGUAUUUUGAGGCUUUCAAUCUAUUUUCUUUUUUCUGUGUU
Messenger RNA from Cannabis sativa, 1514 nucleotides. RefSeq names its product chromatin modification-related protein EAF7. The transcript has 7 exons. Lineage: Eukaryota; Viridiplantae; Streptophyta; Magnoliopsida; Rosales; Cannabaceae. The record is from RefSeq and is a predicted model, not a curated record. Bases 247 to 1071 code for a protein of 274 amino acids.